ACCAAGAUGGAUAUGCUUCAAGAUCCGGCGAGAGAGAAAAUGCGAAACUACAAAUGGGGUAGUUCUCGUAGAAAAUACGAAUGGCGAGAUGAUUACAUGGAUGGCAUGGCGCCCAGGGAUGAAGAACUCGAAAAAGAACUCUUCUCAGAGGCCACCCACGUUCACACGGGUAUCAAUUUUGACAGAUACGAUUCCAUUCCUGUCAAAGUCAAGGGCGAGAAUCCACCCAAAGGUUUCGAUCGCUUUGAGCAAGCCGACCUUCAUCCCGUGAUGAAGGAAAACAUUGCCCUCGCACGAUAUACUGUUCCUACCCCUGUACAGCGUCAUUCGAUUUCGAUUGUCACUGCCGGUCGCGAUCUUAUGGCUUGCGCUCAAACAGGUUCCGGCAAAACCGCAGCGUUCCUCAUUCCUACAUGUUCCAAAUUGUUCAGCCGAAGCCGCGAAUUGGUCGCACGACCUCAGAUGCAUGACAGCUAUCGCUUUAAAGCCAAGCCGUUGGUUCUCAUCAUGGCGCCUACCCGUGAAUUAUGCUCCCAAAUCUUUGAUGAAGCCAGACGCUUCUGUUAUCGAAGCAUGUUACGACCUUGUGCUGUCUAUGGUGGUGCUGGAGUGAGAUCCCAGUUGGAUGAAUUGGCAAAAGGAUGUGAUAUCCUUGUGGCUGCUCCUGGUCGUCUCUGUGACUUUUUGGAGCGUGGCAAAAUUGAUCUUUCAAACGUGCAGUUCCUGGUGCUCGACGAAGCUGAUCGCAUGUUGGAUAUGGGUUUUGAACCUGUGAUCCGUGACAUCGUUGAACGUAGAGGUAUGAACCGCAACCGCACGACACUGAUGUACAGCGCCACGUUCCCGAAAGAAAUCCGCAUGUUAGCUCGCGAUUUCUUGAAACCCGAUUAUCUGUUCUUGAGUGUUGGUCGUGUUGGUGGUACGACAACGGACAUUACGCAACGAGUACGUUGGGUGGAAGAACAAGACAAGAGAGAGACCCUUCGUGAACUGUUAUUAUCACAACCUCCGAGUCGCACCCUCAUAUUUGUCGACACGAAGCGCAGCGCCGACACUUUGGAUCAGUAUCUUUUUGAUAAUAAUUUCCCGAGUACGUCUAUUCAUGGUGACCGUAACCAAAUGGAGCGCGAAGAUGCUAUUCUUGCCUUCAAGUCUGGUCAAUGUCCUAUCCUCGUUGCCACAGCGGUGGUGGCUAGAGGUAUUGACGUACGAAAUGUGAUGCAUGUCAUCAAUUACGAUAUGACCAAUAGCAUUGAUGAAUAUAUCCAUCGUAUUGGUCGUACCGCUCGUGUCGGUAAUGCCGGUCUUGCUACCUCGUUCUUCAAUGACCGUAAUAUGCCCGUCGCUGCCGAAAUAACCAAACUGCUUCAAGAAUGUCAACAAGAAAUUCCUGAUUUCCUGCAACCAUACAAAUCAAGAACAUUGGUCUUCAAAGAUGACGAUGAUGAUGAUGAGAUGCCUAGAGCUGGUGGUGGUGGUUAUGGAAUGGGAGGCGGUGCUAGCGGUGGUCAUGAUAAUGCUUCUUCGUUUGCCGGUGCUCCAGAGCCAUCGUGGACGGCAGCUGAACCAAGCUGGGCAACCCAAGAAGCUUCAUGGGACGCUCAAAACCCUUCCCGCGGUGCUGGUGCCUCCAAUGCCUCCAAUGCCCCCAACAAUGGUGGCUUCAACCCUGACCGAACUCCCUGGUAAAAUGAGGAUAUCGCCUUGCCUUUAGAUCGAGCAACAUGGAUGCUCAAACAAAAUGUAAAUUUCAUCGUAUAGCACGCAAAAUAAAACUUCCCGACUGAUAUGCUA
Molecule: messenger RNA, 1794 nt
Organism: Radiomyces spectabilis
Lineage: Eukaryota; Fungi; Mucoromycota; Mucoromycetes; Mucorales; Radiomycetaceae
Product: P-loop containing nucleoside triphosphate hydrolase protein
Exons: 9
Coding region: 7-1689 (560 amino acids)
Cellular component (GO): nucleus
Molecular function (GO): RNA helicase activity; ATP binding; RNA binding
Source: RefSeq, a predicted model, not a curated record